AUGGCUGUGGACUUGCUUCUAUACCAGUUUCGGAAAAGAUGGUGGCCCCAGUGUUCACCUCAAAUCAACAUGUUCAACCUGAUCAGCAACUGCUGCACCUGGGUGUCCAAAAUACAGGAGCCCAUCAGAAAGUUGACAAUUCUUGUGGUGGGUCUUGACAAAGCAGGAAAAACAUCUUCUAUUAAGGGGAUGUUGCGAGCAGAGGCUCAUGGGGGAGAAGCUGGACCCACACAGGGCUGUGUGCGACACGAGCUCAGAGUGGAGAACUACCUGGUCACACUGCUGGACACUGGAGGAGCCGCGGAGUGCAGGUGCAAGUGGAAGGAGCUCUACGGUGAAGCUCAUGGAGUCAUCUUUGUGGUGGACUCCUGUGACCGACAGAGGAUGAAUGAGGUCAAAGAAGUGUUGGGAGAACUGCUGAAGCACCCCAGGGUGGCAGGGAAGCCACUACUAGUGCUGGCAAACAAGCAGGAUAAAAUGAACUCUUUUCUUGGUAGUGAAUUAAUUGAGAUUUUGUCUCUGGAGAAGUUGGUUAACCAAAGUCGUUCACUAUGCCAUAUUGAACCUUGUUCAGCCUUAAUGGACCUGCGACGCUGGUCAGAUAGAAAGACUUUGAGAGGCCUUCGCUGGUUACUGCGGGCAGUUUGUCUGGACUAUCCAGAUCUUUGUGCCCGAGUGAUUCAUGACAGCAAGCAGCCCCUGGAGUCUCAACAAAAAGACAAAACAGGGAAGAAGAAAUCCAAAUCAGACAGGAUGGAGUCCAGCAAGUCCAGUCUUCGCCAGGUCCACCGUCCAAAGGAAAGAGAGAAAAAAACAACUAGUGAAGGAAAACUUCAACCCAUUCGAAACAUGUUGCAAAAGGAAACUUCACUGAAAAAGAAACUGACAAAGAAGAAGAAAAAGAAGCAGCUGCCAAAGGGCAGAGAAAAUGAAAAAGAUGAGGAGAUAGUAAAUGAUGAGGAAGAAGAAGAGACAACAGAGAUCCGUGUGAAAGCAAACAGUGUCCUCAUCCCAUCUCAGAACAAACCCAAGGCCAAAACAAAGAGCAGGGAGCCAUUAGUGGACGCAUCAGAGACACCCACACAUGGAAAUAACAAGACACACAGAGUCAAAGCUGAAAAUAAGAAAAAGAAGAAAGGUGUUAAAGUGAAAAAGAAAAACAAGAUCAACACAGAGAGUCUUGAUCCAUCUUAUACACAGCCUGUGGAUCUAUCCUCAACCUUCGAUCUCUACCGAAAAGCCAUAAUGGCUCUCAAGGAACGUCAAGAACAGGUGCAAGGAUAA
Messenger RNA from Knipowitschia caucasica, 1284 nucleotides. The record is from the annotation of a GenBank genome assembly. NCBI's taxonomy places the organism in Eukaryota, Metazoa, Chordata, Actinopteri, Gobiiformes, Gobiidae.